Messenger RNA from Hylaeus anthracinus, 1000 nucleotides. Its product is annotated as protein lethal(2)essential for life-like. The coding region runs from base 121 to 705 and encodes 194 amino acids. The transcript has a single exon. Gene Ontology annotation, molecular function: protein folding chaperone. The record is from RefSeq and is a predicted model, not a curated record. NCBI's taxonomy places the organism in Eukaryota, Metazoa, Arthropoda, Insecta, Hymenoptera, Colletidae. Gene Ontology annotation, biological process: response to heat; protein refolding.
UUCUGCAAAAGCAACAGAAAAGUGAGCAUCGCAAAUUUGAGCGAAGUUUCAGUGCUUGAUAAAGCAAUUCUCAAGUGAGAUUCUUUCUGAAUAUCGUUACCAAGUUAAAUAAGCAAGAAAAUGUCUCUUGUACCAUUGCUGUUCUCCGACUGGUGGGAAGAUUUGGAGCGUCCGCAUCGUCUCCUGGACCAGAACUUCGGUUUGGGCCUUCAUCCUGAACAACUGCUGACGCCAAGCCGAUUGGAAUUGUACGUGAAUCCACGAAGAAAGUCUCCUGCGUACUACAGACCGUGGGCUGACUGGCUUCGUUCCACCGACACAGGAUCUUCAACCGUCCAGGCUGACAAGGACAAGUUCCAAGUUGUGCUCGAUGUCCAGCAAUUCGAGCCAAACGAGAUCGACGUUAAAGUUGUUGACAACUUCGUCGUCGUUACUGCAAAUCAUGAAGAGAAACGCGACGAACAUGGCUGGAUCUCGCGUCAGUUUGUCAGGAAGUACCUGAUACCCGAACAAUGCGACAUCGCCCAGGUGGCGUCGAAGCUGUCUUCCGAUGGCGUCCUUACCAUCACCGCGCCGAGGAAGGAUCAACCGAAAUUGGAAAACGAAAGGGUAAUCAAAAUCGAGCAUACCGGCAAACCAGCGGUCCAAGCCAAGCCGUCGAAGCAACAGCAGUCGAAGCAGAGCGAGGAGAAGGCAGAAAAGUGAAGAGGUUCCACGAAUAAUUCUACCAUUCAUUAUAUUCCUACUUAUCAUAUUCCACUGUUCAUCGUUAAUUACGGUUAAAUUUCCUAUUAGCAUUUCUCGUUAUCAAGAUAUCAGUGUUAGGAUUGAAAAGUACAUUGUAUAGUGUAGCUCCUACAUGUUCGUUCUUUGUUCCAUACAUUAUUCGAUUCAAUAAAAUGUGAAUGUAUGUAUAUACGUAUACUUACUACUGCCGAUAUUUAAGACUUAUGUAUGUGAUUUUUUUUUUAUUUUAGUAAUAAAUUUCUAAGUAAUUAAA